GGUGCCGGCGGCAGUCAAGUCGAGUAUGGCAGGUGCGAUGAAUGCACUAUAGACGACUCCUGAAGCCGGACGCACGAUGGAGACGGUAGGUGGGAAUUGCUACUCGUAUAUAAAGCAGGUCUUGGGGCCACUAUCGUUAUUCUCACCAGCUACCCUUCUUAAACAUCUCAGACAGUCUUUGACAUGAAGCUCCUCGGCGUUACCCUCGCUUCCCUAGGGCUUGCCUCCGCCGCUUCGGUUUCGAACAAGCAGAAGGUCAGCUACGAUGAAUGGAAGGUCUUCCGUGUCAACGGACCCUCCAACACAGCCAAGUUUCAAGAAGUUGUGAACAAGCUACAACUCGAUGUGUGGAAGGGCAAGCCAUCCUCCGGCGAUGUCGUCGAUGUCUCGGUUGCGCCUGAACAGCUUGCAGCGUUCGAGGCCUCUACCAAAGACUUCGAGACCAAGCUCAUGCACGAGAACUUGGGUGCAUCCAUCGCCGACGAGAACACCUUCUCGGUAUAUGCUGCCGGCGCUGUGCCCAAUGCCACCUGGUUCAACUCGUACCACUCUCUCGCUGAUCACUAUCAGUGGAUCACCGACCUUGCCGCUGCAUACCCCUCGAACUCUGAGGUCAUCUCUGCAGGCAAGUCAUUGGAGGGUCGCGACAUCAAGGGCAUUCACAUUUGGGGCAGCGGAGGUAAGGGUUCCCAGAAGGCUGUCGUUUGGCACAGCACUGUGCACGCGCGAGAAUGGAUCACCACCAUGGUCAACGAGUACGCUGCAUACCAGCUGCUGACAUCCACCGACGCCACAACCGCCGCCUUCAAGAACAAGUACGACUUCUACAUCUUCCCUGUCGUCAACCCUGACGGCUUCUACUUCUCGCAGAACAGCAACCGCCUGUGGCGCAAGAACCGUCAGACCACCCCCACGGCCAGCUGCAUCGGUCGCGACAUCAACAGGAACUGGCCUCACAAGUCCUGGAACCAGGCCCAGGGUGCCAGUACCUCUCCCUGCGACGAAGAUUACAAGGGCCCUUCUGCUGGUGAUGGUGUCGAGACCAAGGCGCUAAAGGCUCAGCUCGACAGCCUCGCUGCAGGCAAGGGUAUCCAGCUCUACAUGGACAUCCAUUCGUACUCCCAGCUCUGGAUGUACCCCUACGGAUACACUUGCUCUGGCACACUCCCCAACUCGGCCACAUAUGCUAGCCUGACCAAGGGCGCUAUUGCUGCUGUCAAGGCUGUUCACGGCACCACUUUCACCGGUGGCCCUAUCUGCAACACCAUCUACCAGGUUAGCGGUGACAGUGUCGAUUACGCGCUUGAGAACGCCGGAACGAAAUACUCAAUGACUGUUGAGCUUCGCGACACUGGCAACUACGGUUUCGUUCUGCCUGCAAACCAGAUUCUGCCUAGUGGUGAGGAGAUGUGGGCUGGUCUUGCUUACCUGUUGAAGAACAUGACCUAAGCACCUACUUGUAGGGAGUAUGUAGCAAAGAAAGCUGCAGUAGUAAGAGUGAGCAC
Macroventuria anomochaeta is the source of this 1505-nucleotide messenger RNA. RefSeq lists its product as uncharacterized. The record is from RefSeq and is a predicted model, not a curated record. NCBI's taxonomy places the organism in Eukaryota, Fungi, Ascomycota, Dothideomycetes, Pleosporales, Didymellaceae. Gene Ontology annotation, biological process: proteolysis. Bases 184 to 1449 code for a protein of 421 amino acids. Gene Ontology annotation, molecular function: zinc ion binding; metallocarboxypeptidase activity. The transcript is spliced from 3 exons.